This is a messenger RNA of Aspergillus mulundensis, 402 nucleotides long. RefSeq lists its product as uncharacterized. NCBI's taxonomy places the organism in Eukaryota, Fungi, Ascomycota, Eurotiomycetes, Eurotiales, Aspergillaceae. The transcript is spliced from 2 exons. The record is from RefSeq and is a predicted model, not a curated record. The coding region runs from base 1 to 402 and encodes 133 amino acids.
AUGGCCAUCUCUCAAUCCACCGGCGAUGCCGUGAUUAACAUCGAACCCCUCCCCAAAUACCCCGAAUCAUGCCAUACCCUGCCGCCGCCAUACAAACUCGAGGAGCACCAGCCCUCCAUCUCCGAAACGCGCUCCCAGGCGCCCACGUACGCGCCCGUCGAGGCCUCGGUAAACGCAACACAAAGCACCGCUCGGACACGACCCCCUCGCCAGUCCGCGUCACAACGCAACGACGCCUGCUGCUUUUGCUGCGACAGCUUCGUGGAGUGCCUGGCGAUAUCGCUCUGGUGUUUCGCGGGCCUCGUUCUCUGUCCGAUUCUCUCGGGUGCAAAGAUUGUGCUUUUUGUGGGGGAUUUUAUCCUGUCGCUCCCUGAUGCUUGUUUGUUUGUUUUUGGGUCUUAG